Molecule: messenger RNA, 2521 nt
Organism: Oncorhynchus masou masou (cherry salmon)
Lineage: Eukaryota; Metazoa; Chordata; Actinopteri; Salmoniformes; Salmonidae
Product: post-GPI attachment to proteins factor 2-like
Exons: 6
Coding region: 427-1188 (253 amino acids)
Biological process (GO): GPI anchor biosynthetic process
Cellular component (GO): endoplasmic reticulum membrane; Golgi membrane
Source: RefSeq, a predicted model, not a curated record
GCCAGUACCUUGCUAUCUCUUCCGGGUAUCGCAAUACAUUUUAUUCCGAUCUCUUCAAUACUUUUUUCGCAUUGCAUUGGUUCAUUUAUUUUCAAACAUUAUUGUAGAUAUUUAUAAAAUGGCAGCUGGGAGAGGAUUCAGGCUAAAAGCUUAUUCUGCAUCGCGUUGAUGAUGCUCAGUGUUCAUGUUGAGCUGGGCUGAAGGGAACAUGAACAGAUGCUAAUGAAUUAGAGACCACAUUACAAAUUUGUGAAAUACCUGAUCAAGAUAAAUCUGAACAUAGUCAGUAGCCUAUAUGCGACGAUGCACCGGCGUUUGUGGUGACAGUUCAAUUCAAGCCAACAAAAGCCAUUUCAUUCUCUGACUAUGCAAUAGCUAUAUCUGUAAACAAUUGACCUAGCUGAAGCCUACAAAUAGGAGUCUAGGAUGCUGCAGGGUCCACAUGUCCUGGGUCAUGACAAGCCUCUGAUCAGACUAUCAUUCACGUCCUGUGUUGUGGGCACCGUCAGCCUGCCACUGCUUGGCUUAAUUACCUGCAUCUCCAUCUCCUCCGUGUUCCAUUUCCAGGACUCCACUGACACACAUUGCAAGGUUACCAAUUAUCUGCCCUCCAUUAGUGCCUCCAUAAGCCUGAGCCCAGAGUGCCAUAUCUGGCGCUUCUGCAUUGGCCUGCACUCUGCUCCCAGGUUCCUGGUGGCCGUGGCCUAUUUUAACUUCUAUAAGGGCCGCUUCUCCACAAGGUUCCUGGAAUGGCUGCUCAGCUGCCUCAACUUUAUCUGUGCCAUCACUGAGAACUUUGGCCUCUUGCUGCUCACCUACGUGUCAUCCAAUGAGACUUACCUUGUCCAUAAAGAAGGUUUUGUCCUGUUCAUUGCCAGUUCUGUUAUCCACAUGGUGUUAACCUGUCGGCUGUGGAUGGUUAUAAAGAAGUACUCACUGAUUCCUGAGGACGUGAAAUCUUUCCACUGGAAAAUCCGCUGCUUGAUCCUCAACAUCGCUUUCUGCUGCUUGGCUGCUUACUUUUACUGGAAACACAACAUGUACUGUGAACAAGGGAGCUACACCUUUUUCGCCCUCUUUGAGUAUUGUGUGGUGUUCUCCAACAUGGCCUUCCACCUAACAGCCUUCUGGGACUUUAAGAGCAGAGAGAUGGUGGUCAUCUCACCAGAGGAGGGUAAAGACUUCUGACUGGGAAACAGAGGGUCAGGUGACAGGUGUUCAACCACUCAGAACACACCUAGCGGAGAUGAUGCUGUUGCAGAGGAGGAGGAGCAGGAAGAGAGCGCCUUCUUCCAUAUAUUUACAUGAUGGCGGAUGUCAUGACUGUAAAUAAUCACUUUAUUUAUCUGGACUGUUCAACCUGAAAGUCAAUCCUACUGUACCAACAUUUUGAUAGAGUUGAUAUUAACAUACUGUAUGAUACAUGACAGACUUCGUCCUCUAUGAUUUGGGACAGUGGGGCAACUUCGACUUGAUCACCUUGACUUAAGAGUGUGUCCUUCUUUAGUCAUGCUCACGUGUCUAUGACUUAUCACUUGUGAAAUUCGGGAAAUGCUGACUGUUGCCAAUGAUGUGAUCCGAAGAGAGUGUAUUCAGCUCUUUGUAGAAAGUAUUUUUAAAUGCAUCAAGAACUGUAGAUAAACGCAAAUAUGAUUUUGUAUAUUCUCAAGUAGAGAGAGACAUCUUAAAGGUAUUAAUAAGCUAAAAGUGUUUUUUUUUUUGUGUAAACAUUAAGCUUCAUUAAACAAUUAUUUCUGAACUUUUGAGCUAUUUACCAUAACAUGCUUAUUCUUAGUGAGUCAGUCAGUCAGUGAGGUCCACAACCUAAAUUAAGGAAGUUACAAAUAAAUGUUCUUCCUCGUUUGUAAAGACAGAGAGAGGGACAGAGAGAGAGACAGAGAGAGAGAGAGGGAGAGACAGAGAGAGAGAGAGACACAGAGAGAGAGAGAGACAGAGAGAGAGAGAGACAGAGAGAGUGAAAGAGACAGAGAAAGAGAGAGACAGAGAGAGACUGAGAGUGAGAGAGAGAGAGAGAGAGAGAGAGAGAGAGAGAGAAUGAGAUGGAGAGGUAGAUCCAGAUAGUACUAGAGUGGGUGUUGUAUACAGUCACAUACAGUAUAUACUAUACUAAAACUGUAAGGACAUCUAUCUGUAUGUCCCUACACUGCUCUCACACAAAGAAGUGUCUGUUAUCCAGCAGGCAGAGCAGAGGCACUGAGGCCUUAUUUCACUGUCAAAUGAGUCCAGUGGCCUGAGGUAUGGGAGAGGACAGUGAUUGUACAACAAAUGAAAAUAUAUGUUUCACAACUCUGUAACAGCAAGCUGGAUCAUUUCACUUCCAAAUGAUUCUCAGGCAAAUCAGGGACGUCAUCGUUGUUUAGCAUGCUGGUUUCUAUCACAUCCCAUGACUCCAUUGGAAAGGGUUUGUCAUUCUUGAGGUAUUAAUUUAAUUGUAUGCAUUGAUCAACACAUUUAUUUGCUGUUCCUGAUGAUGAGAAUAAAGACAUGUCAAAGUAAUCUA